This is a messenger RNA of Rangifer tarandus platyrhynchus (Svalbard reindeer), 1392 nucleotides long. The record is from the annotation of a GenBank genome assembly. NCBI's taxonomy places the organism in Eukaryota, Metazoa, Chordata, Mammalia, Artiodactyla, Cervidae.
AUGCCGAAGAAAGCAAGGCCUGCAGGGGAUGGGGAGGAAGAAGGGCCUGUUCCUAGGCAGGCGAAGGUGGAGGCAGCCUGUGGCUCUUCUUCCCCUUUGGACUUCGACAGCCCCAGUGGCCUCUUUGAAAGUUUCAUCGCGCCCAUCAAGACAGAGACGUUUUUCAAGGAAUUUUGGGAGCAGAAACCCCUCCUCAUCCAGAGAGACGACCCUGCGUUGGCCACGUACUACCAGUCCCUGUUCAGGCUCUCUGAUCUGAAGAGUCUGUGCAGCCAGGGGAUGUACUACGGGAGAGACGUGAACGUCUGCCGCUGUGUCCACGGGAAGAAGAAGGUUUUAAAUAAAGAUGGCAGAGUGCACUUUCUCCAGCUGAGAAAAGAUUUUGAUCAGAAAAGGGCCACAAUUCAGUUUCACCAACCUCAGAGAUUUAAGGACGAGCUCUGGAGGAUCCAGGAGAAGUUGGAGUGCUUCUUCGGCUCCUUGGUUGGCUCCAACGUGUAUAUCACCCCGGCGGGAGCCCAGGGCCUGCCGCCCCACUACGAUGACGUCGAGGUGUUCGUCCUGCAGCUGGAGGGAGAGAAACGCUGGCGUCUGUACCAGCCGACGGUGCCUCUGGCGCGGGAGUACAGCCUGGAGGCCGAGGACAGGAUCGGGAGGCCCACACACGAGUUCACCCUCAAGCCGGGAGACUUGCUGUACUUUCCCAGAGGGACCAUCCAUCAGGCAGCCACUCCCGAGGGGCUGGCCCACUCCACGCACGUGACCAUCAGCACCUACCAGAGCAGUUCUUGGGGAGACUUCCUUUUGGACACCCUCUCGGGGCUCGUGUCGGACACUGCCAAGGCAGACGUGGCACUCCGGGCGGGCAUCCCCCGGCAGCUGCUCCUGCAGGUGGAAACCACAGCUGUUGCAACAAGAUUAAGUGGCUUUCUGAGGAUGCUUGCAGACCGGCUGGAGGGCACCAAAGAACUGCCUUCAGCAGACAUGAAGAAGGAUUUUGCUGCGAACAGACUCCCACCUUACUGUACGGGGGACGGAGCAGAGCUUACGGCACCAGGUGGACAGUUCCCGGGCUUGGACAGCACAGUGAGACUGCAGUUUAGAGACCACGUGGUCCUCACCGUAGGACCCGAUCAGGACCCAUCCGAUGAAACGCGAGAGAAGAUGGUUUAUGUCUAUCAUUCCUUAAAGAACAGGAGAGACACACACAUGAUGGGACAUGAGGAAACAGAGCCUCAUGGACUUCGCUUUCCUCUAUCACAUAUGGAUGCACUAAAGCAACUUUGGACCAGUUCAGCUAUUUCUGUCAAGGACCUGAAGCUGACUACAGAUGAGGAAAAGCAAAACCUGGUAUUAUCCCUCUGGACAGAAUGUUUAAUCCAAGUAGUCUAG